AUGUCCCCAACUACAGUUCUGCUUCGAUUCUAUGAAGCGGAACGCCGAUACAUGAAAGCAGGGGGGAAAGCAGGUGGGGCAAACUUCGAUGAAUUCGCCGCUACGAUGUCGGAAAAAGUGGAAUUGCAUCAAACUCCUGACUUACCAUGGGGCGGAGAGUAUCUCGGGUUGGAAAGAUAUGCAGAUUGGGCAGCGCACAUGAGCUCGGUUUUUUCCAUGGUUGAUGUCCAGGAUGCCGAGAUGGUUGAAAUGGGAAACAAGGUUGUCAUUAUGUGCAACCUCGUGACAGAGUCAAUGCAGACAAAGGAGAUUAUGCGACGUCCUAUGGUGCAGAUAGUGACGGUGGAAGAUGGGAAGAUCGUUGAUUUCAGGCCAUUCUACUGGCAUGUUCCCGAUUAUGUUGCGGCGGCUGAGGGCCGACUCAGCAGCACUGCGUAG
Exophiala aquamarina CBS 119918 is the source of this 438-nucleotide messenger RNA. RefSeq lists its product as uncharacterized. NCBI's taxonomy places the organism in Eukaryota, Fungi, Ascomycota, Eurotiomycetes, Chaetothyriales, Herpotrichiellaceae. The coding region runs from base 1 to 438 and encodes 145 amino acids. The record is from RefSeq and is a predicted model, not a curated record. The transcript has a single exon.